Molecule: messenger RNA, 1277 nt
Organism: Catharus ustulatus (Swainson's thrush)
Lineage: Eukaryota; Metazoa; Chordata; Aves; Passeriformes; Turdidae
Gene: GNAT1
Product: G protein subunit alpha transducin 1
Exons: 8
Coding region: 117-1169 (350 amino acids)
Biological process (GO): adenylate cyclase-modulating G protein-coupled receptor signaling pathway
Cellular component (GO): heterotrimeric G-protein complex
Molecular function (GO): G protein-coupled receptor binding; G-protein beta/gamma-subunit complex binding; GTPase activity
Source: RefSeq, a predicted model, not a curated record
GGGGAGCCGGGAGCCGGGAGCCAGCGCUGGAGGCGGCAGGGAGCUGGAACUCGCUGCCCAUCUUGGUGCUGACCUCCAAGGAGCGGGUGGUGAACCGCAGGGCUGCGGGGCUGAGCAUGGGAGCCGGGGCCAGCGCCGAGGAGAAGCAUUCCCGAGAGCUGGAGAAGAAGCUCAAGGAAGACGCUGAGAAGGAUGCCAGGACCGUCAAGCUGCUGCUGCUGGGAGCAGGGGAGUCGGGGAAGAGCACCAUCGUCAAGCAGAUGAAGAUCAUCCACCAGGACGGUUACUCGCUGGAGGAAUGCCUGGAGUUCAUUGCCAUCAUUUACAGCAACACUCUCCAGUCCAUGCUGGCCAUCGUGCGGGCCAUGACCACCCUCAACAUCCAGUAUGGAGACACGGCUCGCCAGGAUGAUGCCCGUAAGCUGCUGCACCUCUCGGACACCAUCGAGGAGGGGACCAUGCCCAAGGAGAUGUCAGAAAUCAUCGGACGGCUCUGGAAGGACUCGGGCAUCCAAGCCUGCUUUGACCGCGCCUCCGAGUACCAGCUCAAUGACUCUGCGGGCUACUACCUGUCAGACCUGGAGCGCCUGGUGACCCCCGGCUACGUCCCCACAGAGCAGGACGUGCUGCGUUCCCGUGUCAAGACAACUGGCAUCAUUGAGACACAGUUCUCCUUCAAAGACCUCAACUUCAGGAUGUUUGACGUGGGCGGACAGCGCUCAGAGAGGAAGAAGUGGAUCCACUGCUUUGAGGGUGUGACCUGCAUCAUCUUCAUCGCGGCUCUCAGUGCCUACGACAUGGUGCUAGUGGAGGAUGAUGAAGUGAACCGCAUGCAUGAGAGCCUGCACCUCUUCAACAGCAUCUGCAACCACCGCUACUUUGCCACCACCUCCAUCGUCCUAUUCCUCAACAAGAAGGACGUCUUCCUGGAGAAGAUCAAGAAGGCCCACCUCAGCAUCUGCUUCCCCGACUAUGACGGUCCCAACACCUACGACGAUGCGGGCAACUACAUCAAGCUGCAGUUCCUGGAGCUGAACAUGCGGCGGGACGUGAAGGAGAUCUACUCCCACAUGACCUGCGCCACCGAUACCGAGAACGUCAAGUUCGUCUUCGACGCCGUCACUGACAUCAUCAUCAAGGAGAACCUCAAGGACUGCGGGCUGUUCUGAGCCCCAGGCGAGCGUCCCCUCCCCUGGGGCCCAGCACUGCUGCUGACCCCAUCCCACCUCCACAACCAUCUCCGCUUGCUGCAGCCCCUGGGAUUUGACCUGCUCAGC